This is a messenger RNA of Maylandia zebra (zebra mbuna), 1843 nucleotides long. RefSeq lists its product as uncharacterized. The record is from RefSeq and is a predicted model, not a curated record. Gene Ontology annotation, cellular component: membrane; cell-cell junction. NCBI's taxonomy places the organism in Eukaryota, Metazoa, Chordata, Actinopteri, Cichliformes, Cichlidae.
CUGGAGCGAGGCUUGGAAAUCAUCUUGACUUCUAAAACUUCUGGAUCUCAUGGCAUAUUUUACAGCCAUGUUUGGUGCUGCAAUUCUUUUGGGAUUCAUCAACCUUUUAAUGGCAAAAGAAGAUACGUGUGAUCUCUAUGCCACUCCUGGGCAGAGUCUGACUCUGCCGCUUGCAUAUGAACGACUGACAAACUCUCAUAUCCUGAGAUGGGUUCAUAACAAUACAGUCAUUUUCUACAGGCAAGGGAAAGUGUCAACUGGAAAACCAGAGGACAUUACUUCAAAUGGAUCACUCGUGCUUAAGAAAAUUCUGUUUUCAAGUCAAGGGAUUUACAAAGGACAUGUACUGCAUCCCAAUAAUGCAUCUGCUAAAACAUGGACUGGGCGCCUCUGCGUGCUGGACAAAGUAUCAAAACCUCAGCUCAGUUAUUCUUGUGACUUCAGCUCUAUGGCUGUUAAUCUUAAUUGCCAUGUUACUAAACCUGAGGGUUUGGUGUUUUCAUGGACGCUUGAUAAGGAGACAUUAAAAAGUGAAACAAAACAAACACUGAGCAUAUCUUUUAUCGAUCUGAAAGCUGAGAGAAGUUUCACGUGUGAUGUGGCAAACAAAAUCAGCAAGGCGAGUAGCGACAAGGUUCGGCCGACUUGUCCACCUUUACUUUCUUUUAAACGUCAAACUGUAAUGGCAGUGCUAGCAGGAGGAGGAGGUCUGAUUCUUUUUCUGCUCUUCGUUAUCGUUGGAUUGUGCUGUUUACUCAGACGCAACAAAAGCCAAACGAGUCCCAGGGAUAAAGGCGAACUGCGGAUGCUUUCUCUACAGAAGCAGGAGACUCACUCUGUAAGCCCAGAACACAAGAAUAACCACCCAACAGAGGUUGUCACUCCACCGCUGAUACCUCAGCCUUCACCAAGAACAUAUUACCAGAAUGUUCCUCAGCUUGAAGUUCAGACUGAAAACAGCCCUUCACUCAUGUAUGAAGUUCCUGACAGACCACAGCCUUCACCUGUACCGAAACCAAGGACCAGGAACCUCCAACAAGUAAACACCUGACAUCACAAUGAGUUUUCGGAGUGGUGACCAAAAAUAGUGUUUGUGGAAAAUGUCCUUAUUAUCUUUGCCCACCCUCGUUCUUACUAUUUGGUUUUGCAGGUCUUUAAGCUAAAACUUAAAAUAACAAAAUAUUUAUUUCCUUUUCAAUUCAAUGUUAUGUGAUUAAAUCAACGUGUCAUUACUGACAGUCUUAGCUGUUAUAUCACGAAUGAUCUAAUUCCAGAGGUAAUUCAGUCUGACGAUGUAAGCAACUAGUCAUAAUUGAUAUCAUAGAAAUGAUGCAUAAUGCUUGUAAUAUUCUGUAAUUCUCCUGCUGUUAGGCACUCUCACGAAAAGGUACUUCAAGCUUACUAAAUCAUUUUAGAAUUUUUUUUUUUAGAUUUAUCAAACAGAAGUGAACUGUUGGGACUUACACGGUAUUUAUGUAUGUAUUUUUCUUUAGCAACGCAGGAAUAGCAACUGUUCUAUUAAUAGAUCUAGGACAAAAGUGGUUUAUAUCAGCAUUAGGCUACACAGACAGUAACUACUAGCAUAAAUUCAUCCACUGGUUUUAUCUUUGAAAUGAGGAGAACAUUGCCAAAAGCUGUGGCAUGAGAUUUAUUAUUAUUAGGCUUUCAACAAGAGGAAUGACCUCUUCUGUCAAAGAAAUGACCAGUCACCAUUUGACCUACUUCUGAAAUCGUUUAAAAAAAUAAAAAGGAUACCCCACUUGCACAACACUAUUACAUGAAAGCAGAUGGAUUUUCUGUUACAUGUAAACAUAAUGUGCGCUUACAAACUGUAUGUGUUGUU